GAUCCAGGUGCUAUAAAUUAGAAGAUUAUUGACGAAAGUGAUAAACGGCAUUAGUGAUCUCGUUACUUUAAAUUUUCUGGAAUUGGCUGGGAUCAAGAACGAUCGGCAGGCACAAAGUGCCAUUCGGUGCCAUUUUGUAACUUGAAAACGGGGACUUGCACGACUCACGAGUCGCCGCUGUCGCGCCGUCGCGCGGUCCCGGCCAGUUUCGUGCAUCCAACAUGGCUGGACGAGGUGGUUAUGAGGACUCGAGAGAUUAUUCAGGAGGUGGACAUCGUAUCAGCAGAAAACCAUUACCUACUGAGCCACCGUAUACUGCAUAUGUCGGAAAUCUACCAAAUGGAGUAGUCCAAGGAGAUGUUGACAAAAUCUUUCAGAACCAGAAUGUCAAGUUAAUUCGAUUAGUGAAAGAUCGGGACACAGAUAGGUUUAAGGGUUUCUGCUAUGUUGAGUUUGAUAAUAUUUCUGACCUCGAAUCGGCAUUGAAGUUGAAUGGGCUGGUAGAAGUAGAAGGUAACAUAAUCAAAAUUGAUGUGGCUGAGGACAAACGAAGCGAUCGAGGUGGUGGAUUCGACAGAAGAGGACGUGGUGGUGGUGCAGGAGGAGGCGGUAGUGGUAGCAGUGGCUUCAGAGGCAGAUUUAGCGGCGAUGAUUUUGGUUACAAUAAUAGGGCUCACGGCGGUGGUAGUGGCGGUGGUGGCGGCAGACAAGGCAGCGGGUUUGGCGAUGUCAGAGGAAACCGUGGAAAUUAUGGUAACUUUAACGAAGAGGCCGGUGGUACCAGCCGAGAAUGGCCGCGCGGCGGUGCUGCAAGAUCGUACAGUGGUCGACCUCCUGCACGAGGUCCCGCUCCGGAUCGUAAGCAAUUCCAGGACGAACCGUUCCUCAAGGAACCACCACCAGACACCACUGGAAGGAAAAGGUUGGUGCUGGCACCGAGAACAGUUCCGGAUCCUGUAAACGCAAUAGCUGAAUCGAGCAAAUCCAGCUCAAUCUACGGGGGUGCAAAGCCACGAGAAGAAAAGCUGAAUACCGACGAGGAGAAGUAAAACCCGUAACGUCACCAUUAUAGCUUCUAUUAUCCCUAUGAAUUAGGGGGAGAGUCUCCUCCGAAGUGAAUCAUCAUCCAGAAAACCAAUGUAAGAUCACCCAAUUCCCCAUCUCCCAAUUCCUGAUAAUCCUGCCCCAGAAACAUCGUAGAUCAUGGGGAGAGUCUCCCCAGAAAGAAAUUUCCAAACAGCUCGAAAAAAAUCCGAAGAAUUAACGUUUACCCCCUAUCGGGUGCCUUCCGAGACUUCUUCGACGAAUUGACGAACGAGCUUUCGAUAAGCUGCAGUCCCACGAGAUUUCCCAAAAAACCUCAAAUUUUUAUUGAACGCUCGCUAAUGUAAAGGAUACCAAAUUUUCUAUUCCAAUGUAACCUUCUCCUUUAUCGUUCGAUGCAGCAUUUACAUAGACCUCCAUCUGAUGAGAAUCCCAUAGGAAAUUAGACACUGUAACUAAAAUAUACGAGAUAUGUGUGUACAAUGCAUGUUUGAAUAUGGAAUAAUAUUUAUGUGAAUCAUGACUAUAUUGAGGUAAAUGCAAUGUGCGUAUGCUUUUACUAUUUGUGUCGAGUUUUCAUGUUUUGUUCUGAUACCGAAUCUUGUACAAAUUGUUCAAUGGAACAGUGGGAUUGCACGGUGCAUCAUUAGCAGCACACAGUCCGUUACACUCUUAAUCUGUUAAGAAGGAAGAAGGAGAUGAGUGUACUCGAGGCCUGAAGAUUCUUCAAAAGAGUACAAAACUGGAAUUACUAAGCCCUGCUCUGUAUAUCGCCUUUUGAGAUACUCAUGAAGGAUCAAUUCCGUUUUACCCUAAUGACCUUUUAUCGACCUUCUGAGCUAUGAUCUCUCCCACACCCACACGUACCAUCUACCACCUACGCCCCGUUCACACUAACUAUUUUUAUGUUUCUUUCAUAACGCUAUCCUAUUAUACACGAUUGUGUCUAUUAAAAAAAAUCGGAGGAAAUUACACAACAGACAUCCAAUUAAGCAAUUGUUUUUCGCUAAUUAUGGUAAACAAUUGCUUAAGGAUAUAAUUGUACGAUUGUUUAUUAAAAAUGAAAACUAAUGUUGAUAAAUUACCAUAGAAGGAGAAGUGUGAAAGUUUGAAGAAUUUUUACAUCAAUGAAACGGUUCGAAGGGUUCGUACUGAUAAUACACUAAUUAAUAUUUGAGUAACGAAUUAAUUAACUAUGCUAACGAUGAGUGUCGAUCUAAUGACAUUGGCGACGAUUGCGACAACUACCACUAUUACGACAAAGACGAUGACUGCGAUGACUACGACGACGACAAGGAAGUGAUAGUGAAUAAAUGAAACCCGUGAAAUAAUGAUUAUUAUGUAAAACUAUGCUUGUAUAUGAUAAUAUUUCAUGAAUAAAGUAGUUGUUUGCCUCGUA
This is a messenger RNA of Cephus cinctus (wheat stem sawfly), 2443 nucleotides long. RefSeq names its product eukaryotic translation initiation factor 4H (gene eIF4H1). The coding region runs from base 222 to 1049 and encodes 275 amino acids. NCBI's taxonomy places the organism in Eukaryota, Metazoa, Arthropoda, Insecta, Hymenoptera, Cephidae. The record is from RefSeq and is a predicted model, not a curated record. Gene Ontology annotation, molecular function: RNA binding. The transcript is spliced from 5 exons.